AUGCGGCGCAGAAGACUGGCCACAUUGGAUUUUCAGUUUCCGGCAAAGAACCAAAAUGUCUUCUGUUUCAUAAGCCUGGAAUAGGCGGAACAGACCCGUCAUGGGAGGAGGCGGUACGAAUGGUUUACUGUGAGACACAGCAGCGCCGUUCUGUAUUUAGGUGUAAGAACAGACAGAAAAACUGGAGCGUGAGCCCGCAUCGGCCUAGAACCACAGUGCUGCGAGAAUUCUCCAUCACUAGCAGCAAGUUCAAUUUACGUACUUUGUCCGUUGGAAAAACUUGUCAACCGUUGGGAUUCUGGAAAGCCGUUUUGUAGUUUUGUACGCGCUGUCCGUUGUUAUUAAAGCGGCAUUCGGUCGGAGACUGCGCUGCCGCCAUAUUGAAACGAACUAGUGACUGACUGGCUAGGACUGAACUGACAAGAGAUCGGACCCAGACUGGGGGGGCUGCUGCUGGUGACGCAGGAAAAACACCCAAGAGCAGACAAAAUCAAAGGAAGCGAGCUCAUAUUUACAUACAGAUUACAGUCGCUUACACUCACAGAAGAGACAUUUAUGAAUUCAGUCUUCACUUAACUGGAUCAGAUUCUGGAGUAGUGAAUAGAAGAAGUCAUAUCUAAUUCCUGGUUAUGCAAUGGUCUCUGCAAAACGCCCUGUGCUUCAGGUGGUUCUUUCAUACGCAGACGUGUGCGGGUUCUCCGUCAUUGAGGAGGCAGUGAUUUCUCCCCGGGCGACAGCGACAUAAGCGGACAAAAUUGCAAAGAUCUGCCCCGUGUCGAGUAUGACAGCCACGACCCGUGGCUCUCCCGUGGGAGGCAAUGACAGCCAGGGCCAGGCUCCGGACGGGCAGAGCCAGCCCCCUCUCCCCCAGAACCAGACAUCCUCCCCAAACUCCUCGAAUGAGAACUCCCCGGUCAGCCCACCGGAUGAGCAGGGUCAGGGCGACAACCCCCCUCAGCUGGAGGAGGAGGAGCCUGCCUUCCCCCACACCGACCUGGCCAAGCUGGACGACAUGAUCAACCGACCCCGCUGGGUUGUUCCAGUUUUGCCAAAGGGGGAAUUAGAAGUUCUUCUUGAAGCUGCUAUAGAUCUUAGUAAAAAAGGACUUGAUGUCAAGUGUGAAGCGUGCCAGAGGUUUUUCCGAGAUGGCUUGACCAUUUCCUUUACGAAAAUCCUGACCGAUGAGGCAGUGAGUGGCUGGAAGUUUGAGAUUCAUAGGUGUAUAAUAAACAACACUCACCGCCUGGUAGAACUGUGUGUGGCCAAGCUCUCUCAGGAUUGGUUCCCUCUUCUCGAGCUGCUUGCCAUGGCCAUGAACCCCCACUGCAAGUUCCAUAUCUACAAUGGGACCCGCCCCUCCGAGACAGUGCCCGCCGGGGUGCAGCUGGCAGAGGACGAGCUCUACGCCCGCCCGCCCGAUCCUCGCUCUCCCAAGGGUUGGCUGGUGGAUUUAAUAAACAAAUUUGGCACAUUAAACGGGUUUCAAACUCUGCACGAUCGCUUCAUGAGUGGCCAGGCACUGAACGUCCAGAUCAUUGCAGCGCUCAUCAAGCCAUUUGGGCAGUGUUACGAGUUUCUAACGUUGCACACAGUAAAGAAGUACUUCCUUCCCAUUAUUGAAAUGGUUCCCCAGUUUCUAGAAAACCUCACAGAUGAGGAGUUGAAAAAGGAGGCCAAGAAUGAAGCCAAAAACGACGCGCUGUCAAUGAUAAUCAAAUCGUUGAAGAACCUCGCUUCACGGGUACCGGGGCAAGAGGAAACAGUGAAAAACUUAGAAAUUUUUAGGUUAAAAAUGAUUCUUAGGUUAUUGCAAAUUUCUUCUUUUAACGGAAAAAUGAAUGCACUAAAUGAAGUAAACAAGGUUAUUUCAAGCGUUUCCUACUACACCCACCGGCACGGCAAUCCCGAGGAAGAGGAAUGGCUGACCGCCGAGCGCAUGGCGGAGUGGAUCCAGCAGAAUAACAUCCUGUCCAUCGUGCUGAGGGACAGCCUCCACCAGCCGCAGUACGUGGAGAAACUGGAGAAGAUCCUCCGCUUUGUCAUCAAGGAGAAGGCCCUGACGCUGCAGGACCUGGACAACAUCUGGGCAGCCCAGGCUGGGAAGCAUGAAGCGAUUGUGAAGAACGUGCAUGAUCUCCUAGCGAAGCUGGCAUGGGAUUUUUCCCCUGAGCAGCUUGACCAUCUCUUUGACUGUUUCAAGGCAAGCUGGACAAAUGCGAGUAAAAAGCAGAGGGAGAAGCUGUUGGAACUGAUCCGCCGCCUGGCGGAGGAUGACAAGGACGGGGUGAUGGCCCACAAGGUGCUGAACCUGCUGUGGAACCUGGCCCACAGCGACGACGUCCCUGUGGACAUCAUGGACCAGGCCCUCAGCGCGCACAUCAAGAUCCUGGACUACAGCUGCUCACAGGACCGAGACACACAGAAGAUCCAGUGGAUAGACCGCUUCAUUGAAGAGCUGCGAACUAACGAUAAAUGGGUGAUUCCUGCACUAAAGCAAAUCCGAGAGAUCUGCAGCCUAUUCGGAGAAGCGCCUCAGAAUCUAAGUCAGACGCAGCGCAGCCCACACGUGUUCUACCGCCACGACCUGAUAAACCAACUGCAGCACAACCACGCGCUCGUCACCCUGGUGGCCGAGAACCUGUCGGCCUACAUGGAGAGCAUGAGGCAGUUCGCCAAAGCAGAGCACUCAGAGUUUGACCCGCAGACGGUGCGGGUCGGCAGCCGUUACAGCCACGUCCAGGAGGUGCAGGAGAGACUCAACUUCCUGAGGUUCCUGCUGAAGGACGGCCAGCUCUGGCUGUGUGCGCCUCAGGCCAAGCAGAUCUGGAAGUGUCUGGCAGAAAACGCCGUGUUCCUGUGCGACCGCGAGGCCUGCUUCAAGUGGUACUCCAAGCUGAUGGGGGACGAGCCAGACCUCGACCCUGACAUCAACAAGGACUUCUUCGAGAACAACGUCCUGCAGCUGGAUCCCUCGCUUCUCACCGAAAACGGCAUGAAGUGCUUCGAGCGCUUCUUCAAAGCCGUCAACUGCAGGGAAGGCAAGCUGGUGGCCAAGCGGAGGGCGUACAUGAUGGAUGACCUGGAGUUGAUAGGGCUUGAUUACCUCUGGAGGGUUGUGAUUCAAGGAAGUGAUGACAUUGCCAGUCGAGCAAUAGACUUACUAAAAGAGAUUUACACAAACCUCGGACCAAAAUUACAAGUCAAUCAGGUAGAGAUUCAUGAAGACUUCAUCCAGUCUUGCUUUGACCGGUUGAAAGCCUCAUACGACACCCUGUGCGUGUUAGAUGGGGACAAAGACAGCAUUAACUGUGCCAGGCAGGAGGCCAUCCGCAUGGUGAGGGUGCUGACCGUGCUCCGGGAGUACAUCAACGAGUGCGACAGCGACUACCAUGAGGAGAGGACUAUCCUGCCCAUGUCGAGAGCGUUUCGAGGCAAGCACAUCACCCUCAUCGUGCGCUUCCCCAACCAAGGCCGCCAGGUGGAUGACCUGGACAUCUGGUCCCACACCAACGACACAAUCGGGUCGGUGCGGCGCUGCAUUCUGACGAGAAUAAAGGCCAACAGCGCGCACACCAAGAUCGAGCUCUUCAUCGGAGGCGAAAUCGUCGACCCCGCCGAUGACAGGAAAUUGAUUGGACAGCUCAACCUGAAAGACAAAACCCUGAUUACAGCAAAGCUCACCCAGGUCAGCUCCAAUAUGCCUUCAAGCCCCGAUAGCUCUUCCGAUUCUUCCACCGGGUCACCUGGGAAUCAUGGAAACCACUACAGCGACGGACCCAAUCCUGAAGUAGAAAGCUGUCUUCCGGGAGUGAUAAUGUCACUGCACCUGCGCUACAUCUCCUUCCUGUGGCAAGUGGCAGACCUGGGCUGUAACCUGAACAUGCCCCUCCUCCGAGACGGAGCCCGCGUCCUCAUGAAGCUCAUGCCCCCUGAUAACACUACAGUAGAAAACCUGCGAGCCAUCUGUCUGGACCAUGCCAAGCUUGGAGAGAACAGCCUCAGCCCCACCCUGGACUCCCGCUUCUUCGGCCCGUCGCCCUCCCAAGUGCUCUACCUGACUGAGGUGGUGUACGCCUUGCUCAUGCCUGCCAGCGGCACCCUGGGAGAGGACGCCAGCGACUUCCAGUACAACUUCUUAAAGAGCGGCGGCCUGCCCCUCGUUCUGAGCAUGCUCACCAGAAAUAACUUCCUGCCCAACGCUGACAUGGAGACGAGACGGGGUGCCUAUCUCAACGCUCUAAAAAUAGCCAAAUUGUUACUAACAGCAGUUGGCUUUGGCCAUGUGAAGGCUGUGGCGGAGGCCUGCCAGCCGGUGGUGGAAGGCACGAGUCCUGUGUCACCAAUAAACCAAGCCACUCACGACCAGGCCUUAGUUCUUCAGAAUGCUCUCCAGAACAUUCCCAACCCGUCGUCCGAAUGCAUGCUGCGCAACGUGGCCAUCCGACUGGCCCAGCAGAUCUCCGACGAGAACUUCUUCCAGGCGUCCAAGUAUAUCCCAGAUAUCUGUGUGAUCAGGGCAGUGCAGAAGAUUGUCUGGGCGUCUGGCUGUGGCUCUGUGCAGCUGGUCUUUAGCUCCAAUGAAGAGAUCAGCAAGAUAUACGAGAAGACUAACGCAGGGAACGAGCCAGACGCCGAGGAUGAGCAAGUGUGCUGCGAGGCUCUGGAGGUCAUGACCCUCUGCUUCGCCCUCAUCCCCACAGCUCUGGAUACACUUAGCAAAGAGAAGGCCUGGCAGACCUUCAUCAUUGACCUGCUGCUACACUGCCAGAGCAAGUCUGUUCGACAGAUGGCCCAGGAGCAGUUCUUUCUCAUGGCCACCAGGUGUUGCAUGGGGCAUAGGCCCCUCCUGUUCUUCAUCACCCUCCUCUUCACAGUUUUAGGUAGCACUGCAAAGGAGAGAGCCAAGCAUGCUGGGGACUACUUCACCUUGUUAAGGCACUUACUCAACUACGCAUACAACAGCAACAUCAACUUACCCAAUGCUGAGGUUCUGCUCAACAACGAGAUUGAUUGGUUAAAAAGAAUCAGGGAUGAAGUGAAAAGGACAGGAGAGACCGGGGUGGAGGAGACCAUUCUGGAGGGGCAUCUCGGGGUCACCAAGGAGCUGCUGGCAUUUCAGACUCCUGAGAAGAAGUACUACAUCGGCUGCGAGAAGGGUGGAGCCAACCUCAUCAAGGAGCUGAUCGAUGACUUCAUCUUCCCCGCCUCCAACGUGUACCUGCAGUACAUGAAGAGCGGCGAGUUCCCCGCCGAGCAGGCCAUCCCCGUCUGCAGCAGCCCCGCCACCAUCAACGCCGGCUUCGAGCUGCUCGUCGCGCUGGCCGUCGGCUGCGUGCGCAACCUCAAGCAGAUCGUCGACACGCUGACCGACAUGUACUACUUAGGUUGUGAAGCACUUACGGAAUGGGAGUACUUGCCGCCGGUGGGGCCGCGGCCCACCAAAGGCUUCGUGGGGCUGAAGAACGCGGGGGCUACCUGCUACAUGAACUCGGUCAUCCAGCAGCUGUACAUGAUCCCGCCCAUCAGGAACGGCAUCCUGGCCAUCGAGGGCACGGGCAGCGACGUGGACGACGACAUGUCCGGGGACGAGAAGCAGGACAGCGAGAGCAAUGUGGAUCCUCGGGACGAGGUGUUCAGCUAUCACCAUCAGUUUGAGGAUAAGCCGUCCCUCAGCAAGUCGGAGGACAGAAAGGAGUACAACAUCGGGGUGCUUCGCCACCUGCAGGUCAUCUUUGGACACCUGGCCGCCUCCAGACUGCAGUACUAUGUGCCUCGUGGGUUCUGGAAGCAGUUCCGGUUGUGGGGGGAGCCAGUCAAUCUGAGGGAGCAGCACGAUGCUCUGGAGUUCUUCAACUCCCUGGUGGACAGUCUGGAUGAGGCUCUGAAAGCACUGGGCCACCCGGCCAUGCUUAGCAAGGUCCUUGGGGGGUCCUUCGCUGACCAGAAGAUCUGUCAGGGUUGUCCUCACAGGUAUGAAUGUGAGGAAUCCUUCACAACGCUGAACGUAGAUAUUAGAAACCACCAGAACCUCCUGGAUUCAAUGGAGCAAUAUGUCAAGGGAGACCUGCUGGAGGGUGCCAAUGCCUACCACUGUGAAAAAUGCAACAAGAAGGUGGACACGGUGAAGCGGCUUCUCAUCAAGAAGCUGCCGCCGGUGCUGGCCAUCCAGCUGAAGCGCUUCGACUACGACUGGGAGCGGGAGUGCGCCAUCAAGUUCAACGACUACUUCGAGUUCCCGCGUGAGCUGGACAUGGAGCCCUACACGGUGGCGGGCGUGGCCAAGCUGGAGGGCGACGACGUCAGCCCCGAGAGCCAGGUGAUCCAGAACGAGCAGGUGGAGAGCGCAGGCGACGCCCCCGAGAGCUCGCGCUACCGGCUGGCGGGCGUGCUGGUGCACAGCGGCCAGGCCAGCGGCGGCCACUACUACUCCUACAUCGUCCAGAGGAACAGCGGCGACGGCGAGCGCAACCGCUGGUACAAGUUCGACGACGGCGACGUCACCGAGUGCAAGAUGGACGACGACGAGGAGAUGAAGAACCAGUGCUUCGGCGGCGAGUACAUGGGCGAGGUCUUCGACCACAUGAUGAAGCGCAUGUCCUACCGGCGGCAGAAGCGCUGGUGGAACGCCUACAUCCUCUUCUACGAGCGCAUGGACUCCACCGACAAGGACAGCGAGCUGGUCAAGUACAUCUCAGAGCUGGCGCUCACCAGCAAGCCGCACCAGGUCAAGAUGCCGGCGGCCAUCGAGUGCAGCGUGCGCAAGCAGAACGUCCAGUUCAUGCACAACCGCAUGCAGUACAGCCUGGAAUAUUUCCAGUUUGUAAAGAAACUUCUGACCUGUAACAGUGUCUAUUUAAACCCCCCUCCUGGACAAGAUCAUCUUUUGCCCGAAGCAGAAGAAAUAGCUAUGAUAAGUAUUCAGCUUGCUGCUAGAUUCCUGUUUAGCACAGGAUUCCACACAAAGAAAAUAGUCCGUGGCCCAGCCAGUGACUGGUAUGAUGCUCUCUGCAUCCUCCUUCGCCACAGUAAGAAUGUACGCUACUGGUUUGCACACAACGUCCUCUUCGCCUACACCAACCGCUUCUCCGAGUACCUGCUGGAGUGCCCCAGCGCGGAGGUGAGGGGUGCCUUCGCCAAGCUCAUCGUCUUCAUCGCACACUUCUCCCUGCAAGAUGGACCCUGCCCUUCACCGGUUGCCUCUCCAGGACCUUCCAGUCAGGCCUGUGACAAUUUGAGCCUAAGUGACCACCUGCUGAGAGCGGUGCUGAACCUGCUCCGGAGGGAGGUGUCUGAGCACGGGCGUCACCUCCAGCAGUACUUCAACCUGUUCGUCAUGUACGCCAACCUGGGCGUGGCGGAGAAGACGCAGCUGCUGAAGCUGAGUGUGCCUGCCACCUUCAUGCUGGUGGCCCUGGACGAGGGCCCCGGACCCCCCAUCAAGUACCAGUACGCUGAGCUGGGCAAGCUGUACGCUGUGGUGUCUCAGCUGGUGCGCUGUUGCGAUGUAUCAUCGCGCAUGCAGUCUUCGAUUAACGGUAAUCCGCCUCUUCCAAACCCGUACGGCGACCCCAACCUGUCGCAGCCCAUCAUGCCCCUGCAGCAGCUGGUGGCGGAGAUCCUGUUCGUGCGCACCAGCUACGUGAAGAAGAUCAUCGAGGACUGCAGCAACUCGGAGGAGACCAUCAAGCUGCUGCGCUUCAGCUGCUGGGAGAACCCGCAGUUCUCCUCCACCGUGCUGAGCGAGCUGCUGUGGCAGGUGGCAUACUCCUACACGUAUGAGCUCAGGCCUUACCUGGAUUUGCUGCUGCAGAUCUUGCUUAUCGAGGACUCCUGGCAGACUCACAGGAUCCACAACGUGUUGAAGGGCAUCCCUGAUGACAGAGACGGCUUGUUUGAUACCAUCCAGCGCUCCAAAAACCACUAUCAGAAGAGAGCAUACCAGUGUAUUAAGUGCAUGGUGGCACUUUUCAGCAACUGCUCAGUGGCCUACCAGAUCCUUCAGAGCAACGGGGACCUGAAGAGGAAGUGGACGUGGGCGGUGGAGUGGCUGGGGGACGAGCUGGAGCGCAGGCCCUACACAGGGAACCCCCAGUACACCUACAACAACUGGUCCCCGCCGGUGCAGAGCAACGAGACGUCCAACGGCUACUUCCUGGAGCGCUCCCACAGCGCCAGGAUGACCCUGGCCAAGGCCUGCGAGCUGUGUCCCGAGGAGUGUCACUUAACGAAGCACGAGGUGGUGUCUGAAGAAGACGCUGCGCGGAAAUCGUCCUCGCCGCAGCGGCUUUUGCCAGGGGAGGUGACAGGACAGCAGCAGCACACUGAGCCUGAUGACCAGGAAGCUCCUGAUGACCAUGACUCCUCUCCCCCAGAAGACACCACCCUAUACCCCCACCCCCCAGGGACACAGUUUCCGCAGCAGAAUAAUCACCCACACGGCCAGCCAUACACAGGUCCAGCAGCACAGCAUAUGAACAAUCCCCAGCGCCCGGGCCCGCGAGCACAAGAGAACUGGGAGGGCACUGAGGAGGUCGCCCCGGCACAGACCAAGGAGUAACGCAGGGCCCCCUGCACCCCCGCCCUGUCCUCAUCCGAUCUCCCCCCAUCGAGACACUUGAUCCAAGUGCAAGACCAGGCCUUACAGCUCCUCGCAUCUCUGGGUCCUUCCUGUCCACAGCUCAACUCUUUGUAUUUAACCUGGAGUGGAGAGUCUAUUCACUGUCUGCCCUGCAGAAUAUUGCUGUCAGAGAUAUAACCUGCCUGCAGUGGAAAGCGUAUAAUGUUGUAAUGAACCAGGCCUGAUGCUCAAGUGUAAAUGACAAAGGUGUACAUAGUAUGUUGCUGUCUGACUGUUUGGUUGCUUCAGCAAGACUAUCUGUCUGCUGUCAGGAGACUUGGUGAUUUCUGAAAACAAAAUGGAUGAAAAAAUAAUAUAUAUUUAAGAAAAGACAAAAAAAUACAUUUUGCUUUAUGGCCUGUGCUCAGCCGUGAGGUUUGGUCUGCCCUUGGGCAGCUUUGGUUUGUUCUUUCAAGAAGGACAAGCAUUAUCCAUGUCAACCACUUGAACCGUGCCAAAUCAACUCUCCGAUCUGAGUUGGUUUUUGCAUGGGAUAUUGGAAAUAGCUGGGUUAACUUAAUGACAAUUUGUUGAUGUGGAAAGUGAUGGUGUUACAUUGUUUUUGACCUCUCUUUGCCUUUCUCAUUCUGGUAUUAAUGCAGUCCUUUUAAAGCUCUAGUUCAUACAUACGCUGUAACAUUUAGCAUGGCUUCACACCAGACUAGUGUUGUAGCCAAGAUAUAUGACCAUAACAGCAGCAGCUGAGGUCCCCAGUUGGUGGGGAGGGUAUUUGAUUUUUGCUCACACCUCAGUGACGACAGUAGGAUCCAACAUUGUACACAUAUUCCUUGGAUUUAACAUUUUGGCCGUCAGUUUUGGUGGAACAAUCAGUGCAUAGCUUAAGAAACAAGACUUUUAGAAAGAGAGAGGAAAGUAUAUAUGCAAUGAAUUGCUAUGCCAGGAUGCCUGGAGCAUAAAUAGACUGUACUUGGUGUGCUUGUUUUUUGUUUAGAUUAAUUCCUAAUAUCUCUCCAGUCAUUGCAGCCCAGAGGAGGGGGAGGUCAGACGAUUCACGGUCCUACUUGAAGGCGGGCAGGCAUGGUCUUAGAACUCUUCAUUCUUGGGGAUUAGAGAAACCAUAAAGCAGGGUUGUAUUAUAAAUAACUGCUGGUUAGUCAUGUUGCAACUGUUAAAGGUCUUGCUAAGUACAGCAUCAUUCUUUAGGAUUAAAGGAAAAUGAUUAAAUACUGUAUUUAGUUGGUAACUUGAAUGUGUUUUUUUGUCAAAAAUACCAAAUACUCCCUGCAAAAGUCGAGAAUCAGCCCGCCCUAUUAUAUUUAAAUAUUUUGCUGUUUUAUUUUAUAGAAAUUAUUUUGCUGAUUUUCUCACAAAAGGUAGAAUCUGAUUUAAGAGGAACAUUUUUGUCCUUGUGUUAUUUUUAAAGAGGAUAUUGACUGUACAGAGUUCUGCGCCCUGUUUUUUGCCGACUUUUGUUUUGGCCAUGGUGUGACGUUGAAUUCUGAAGCUACCGUCGCAAUGUGAACUUUCACUUUGUGAGGUUAUUUUGUGCACAGAAAUAUUACAAAAGAGCAUUGCGCCCCUUAGCAAGAAUAAAGAAAAUGGAAUCUUCACACUGUAACUGUCUCAUAUUUUAUUUAUGGUACAUUGUAAAUACCUUGUGCACGUAAAAAAAAAGACAAAAUAAGAAAUGUAAAGGAUUAUCAAAGGCAAGGAGCAGCAAAUCCAUGGAGAGAGAAGACUUGACUGCUGUGCUGAAGACAUUGUGUGGGGAGGAAAAAAGCAUGGAUUUGUCGAGGGUUAGCCGGAAAAGUAUGCCAAACGAAACCAGUGGCCUAUAUAGAUGUCGUUUUCACCGCGCUGUGGAAGCCUGAGGAGCCUGCCACCCAUUGCAAAGCAUCGUGGGAGAAGCAGAGGGUGAGCGGGAGCCACAGGAGGAGAGGCGAGCUGCAGCGGCAGUGGAAACCCGAGGGGUGUGCCGCUGCAGACCUCCACGGCUUUGUACAGAGACUGGUCCAACCUUCCCCUGUCCAUAAUGCACUACAGCCCAUUUUCCUCACAUUCUUCCUUCAGGGGACAAAAAUGCUUCAUUGUUUUAGCCUGUAAGGUCUUACCAUUUUUCCUUUCAUUUUUACUUUUUUCUUUUGGUUGUCUUUUUGUAAGUGUUAAUUGGAUCAGAUGAUUGCCUUCUGACUUUGUUUUAAAUAUUAUACAGCUUUUUUUGUGAAAAAUGCAUGGAUGAUAAAAAUCCCUUGAUCUGCCUUAGAGCACUGUACAAACCCAGC
This is a messenger RNA of Megalops cyprinoides (Indo-Pacific tarpon), 10860 nucleotides long. RefSeq names its product probable ubiquitin carboxyl-terminal hydrolase FAF-X. The record is from RefSeq and is a predicted model, not a curated record. The transcript has 46 exons. Gene Ontology annotation, molecular function: cysteine-type endopeptidase activity; cysteine-type deubiquitinase activity. Gene Ontology annotation, biological process: protein deubiquitination; cell migration. Gene Ontology annotation, cellular component: cytosol; nucleus. The coding region runs from base 782 to 8557 and encodes 2591 amino acids. NCBI's taxonomy places the organism in Eukaryota, Metazoa, Chordata, Actinopteri, Elopiformes, Megalopidae.